This is a messenger RNA of Diatraea saccharalis (sugarcane borer), 1474 nucleotides long. The record is from the annotation of a GenBank genome assembly. NCBI's taxonomy places the organism in Eukaryota, Metazoa, Arthropoda, Insecta, Lepidoptera, Crambidae.
AAAAUUAAUAUGGUAGCUGGCUUCGUUUGUUUCCAAUCACAGACAAUUUCCAAUAUAAAGGGCUGAGGAGGAAUUUUAUUUAAUAUUUUUAAUUUAUUCUUUGGGUGUUUUGUUUAUAGUUCUCAGAAAUGACAUGGUUAAUUUAAUUCAAAGAGAAUUUAAAUACUACGUUUUAAUACUAUACUCUGCUGUCAUCAUCAAUUUAUAGUACGAUGGACGAUUUGUUUAUUGCAGUAGUAUGUUCGUCGAACAUGAACCGCAGCAUGGAAGCACAUGCAUUUCUUGUAAAGAAAGGAUUUAAAGUAAAAUCAUUUGGAACAGGUGAAAAAGUCAAAUUACCUGGUGCAUCUGCUGAUCGUCCCAAUUGUUAUGAAUUUGGCAUACCCUAUGAUGAUAUUUAUAACGACUUAUUGGAAAAGGACAAAGGAUACUAUACUCAGAAUGGUUUGCUUCAUAUGCUUGAUAGAAAUCGGAGAAUUAAGCCCUGCCCAGAAAAAUUCCAAGUAUCAACGGAACGAUUUGAUGUUAUUAUAACAUGUGAAGAGAGAGUUUAUGACCAAGUUAUAGAAUGGUUUGGUUCUCGUAGAUCUGUUCAUAACCAGCCAGUUCAUGUGAUAAAUAUUGACAUCCAAGAUAAUCAUGAAGAGGCCACAAUAGGUGCAUUUUUAAUAAGUGAUAUGGUUACUAAAAUGGCUCAAAGUGAAGAUUUGGACAAUGAUAUUGACGAAUUGUUACAUGAUUUUGAAGGAAAAUGCCAUAGACCAAUAUUAAAUUGUAUUAUGUUUUAUUGAUACAUAAUUUACACCCAUAUAAAAUGAGUCAUGAAUUAUUUUAAAAUAAGAAAGUUUAGUGUAAAUAAAUGUUUAAUGAAUUGAAUUGUAAGCCUUACAAAGAUUGAUACAUAUUUAGAAAACACCAAUUUUACUUGAGGAUUUAUUCUUUCUCAAUAAAAAUGUCUUCUAUUAUAAUGGAAAUAAUAUUUUAUCUUGACAAUAGCUGGACUAAUGAGCCAUGUAUUUGUUGCUCCUGAAGUAGUCUCUUUCUUCCCUCAGGCAAUACAUAUCCAAGUUUUUCUACCACACUAAAAAUCCUUAGCUAUGAAUGUUAAUUAAUUUUUGUAACAUGUGUUAUAAAUAAAACUAUUAGUUUGUGAACUUUCUUCAGUGUUCUUCAAGAUAGCAGGCUCACCAUCGAUUUAAGGAUCUAAUUUAUGUCAAUAAAUUGUGAGUAAAUAAUGAAAAAUAGUGACGCACCUUAAAUUAAGUAAUUUUAGAAUGUCUUACAAUGUCUUAAAAUAAGAAUUUUGAAUGAAUUAUGAAAUUCAAAUUCUUGUUUAUUUGUUAAAAAUAUUUACUUAUGACACUUUCUCAAGUAAUUAGGUACUUCUCUCGAGUAUAGACAUGAUAAGCUAGACCUCUAGGUAAUAGGCAUACUAUAUGAUUUGUAUUACAUUUCAAAAAUUGUUACUAAAUUC